Messenger RNA from Microcebus murinus (gray mouse lemur), 1452 nucleotides. It is a transcript of the gene RIPPLY3, whose product is annotated as ripply transcriptional repressor 3. Gene Ontology annotation, cellular component: nucleus. NCBI's taxonomy places the organism in Eukaryota, Metazoa, Chordata, Mammalia, Primates, Cheirogaleidae. Gene Ontology annotation, biological process: embryonic pattern specification; negative regulation of transcription by RNA polymerase II. The record is from RefSeq and is a predicted model, not a curated record.
CCGGUCGGGGCCGGCGCGCGGGAGUGGCGCGGGCUCCGCGGGCACCAUGAGACCCGAGGCCGCGGCCGCCGGAGCUCGGGAGGCUCAGGGGGGCUUCUGUCACUGCCCCGGGGACCGGCCCCCGAGGCCGCCGCCUCCGCGCGGCCCAGACAGCCCCGCACCGUGGAGACCGUGGACCCUGACCCCCGGAGAUGCUGAGCCGACCACAGCUGGAAGCCCGCCUGAGCCCGGAGGUGCCCAGCAAACUUUUGGAUCAAAGGGAGCCUUUGGGUUUCAGCAUCCUGUAAGACUUUAUCUACCCGCUUCCAAACGUCAAGAAUACCUGCAGAGAUCCGGGGAGAAAGUGCUGGCCAGUUUCCCAGUGCAAGCCACGAUUCACUUCUACAACGAUGAGUCUGAUGGGUCUGACUCCGAGGAUGAGGAGCAAGAGGAAGAAACCCCGCCCUGCCAUCUUCCCUGCCAGGAGCCAGACGGUCUAGAGGAAAAUCACCAAGGGGGAAAGAGCAGAGAUGGGCCCUUACACCAAGGGUGGCCACCGGGUGGAACGGGGGGCCUCUGUGGUAAGGGUCAGCUUCCCCACGGUGACCCCCCAGGGGACUGUGAGUGCUCCUCCAACGAAUGAAUCCGUGAAUCGCUCUCUCUUCCACCGCAGCCCCACAGGGCUGCUCCUCCUGGGCCCUGGUCCAGGCCUGCCCCACCCUUGUCCUCUUGGGGACAGCCAAGCCAGGACAGUUUGCACCCACUGCUGGGCCUGCAGGGGCUGAGGGCUGCUCAGCACUCUACUCAUGGCAAGAGCUCAGCUUUUACUUUUCUUUCUCCCGGGGAUUCUUUUUUGGUGCACUCAUGCAUGCCUUUGAGAAAGGGUUCCAGGACAAAGAGGUUUGUGUCGACACUGGUUGUUAUCAGGUAGAGCCAACUUUCAAAGCUCAUGGAGCAUUGUCACUCUGCUGAUCAGAUUACAAAUUAUUCCUGUAUAGGUUAGUGACCCACCCCCACCUCUCACUUAACCUGAGACUCAUUAUUUAGCUAUUUCUACUUUUGUAAAAACAAUUUAGAUAUUAAAUCCCAAUGUUAAUCCAUUGUCCAAGGGUUGAUGCAGUUAGCAGUAUUUUGAAAAAAAAAUUUGUUUAUAAAAAAAAAUACUGAAUAAUUUUCAUAAGAGUAACAAAGAAAAAGUUAUGAAUUUCUAAGGGACAGUUCUGGAUUUUAAAAAGUACGUGAUUAUUGUGUAAGGACUGUUUGUAUGCAUAUAUAAGGAUUAGAACUGUAAUUCCUCUUAGUUGAUGACAGCUUUGGACUUGUUACUUGAAUGGACUAUCACUAUUUUUAAUUAAAAUAUCUAAUGUAAAAUUAUUUUGAGUUUUUUAUAUUUUGAUAACCAAAUGAGUGUAUACCUCAAAGUUUUUGACUUAAUUAUUUUACAUGUGGUUGUCUUCCUGUAUAUAGUACAUU